Messenger RNA from Spea bombifrons (plains spadefoot toad), 1275 nucleotides. It is a transcript of the gene RFC4, whose product is annotated as replication factor C subunit 4. The record is from RefSeq and is a predicted model, not a curated record. NCBI's taxonomy places the organism in Eukaryota, Metazoa, Chordata, Amphibia, Anura, Pelobatidae. Gene Ontology annotation, biological process: DNA-templated DNA replication; DNA repair. Gene Ontology annotation, cellular component: DNA replication factor C complex; nucleus. The coding region runs from base 103 to 1194 and encodes 363 amino acids. Gene Ontology annotation, molecular function: DNA binding; ATP hydrolysis activity; DNA clamp loader activity. The transcript is spliced from 11 exons.
GUAGGACAGUGCGCCGGAAGCAGUUCUGAUGUACCGUUUUGGCGCGUUCGUUACUUCUAUUGACAGACGAUUGCUUGUCUGACUAACUGAGGUAUUUACAUAAUGCAGGCGUUUUUGAAAGGGGCAACGUCCAUCAGCACAAAGCCCCAGAAAGAUAAAGCUUCUGUAUCUGGCGCCGGCAGCAGUUCUGAUGGCAAGAAGCAGAAGGCUGUACCAUGGGUGGAAAAAUAUCGCCCCAAAUGUGUAGAUGAAGUGGCUUACCAGGACGAAGUGGUAGCGGUAUUGAAAAAAUCACUGGAAGGAGCAGAUCUCCCUAACCUACUCUUUUAUGGGCCUCCUGGAACUGGGAAAACAUCUACAAUCCUGGCAGCCUCCAGAGAGCUCUUUGGGCCUGAACUGUUUCGCCAGCGUGUUCUAGAACUGAAUGCAUCAGAUGAAAGAGGAAUACAAGUUGUUCGAGAAAAAGUGAAAAACUUUGCUCAGCUAACAGUGGCAGGGACCAGACACGAUGGAAAGCCAUGCCCCCCAUUUAAAAUUAUAAUACUGGAUGAAGCGGACUCAAUGACAUCGGCUGCGCAAGCUGCUCUGAGACGCACAAUGGAGAAAGAAUCCAAAACCACUCGAUUCUGUCUGAUUUGCAAUUAUGUCAGUAGAAUAAUAGAACCUUUAACGUCCCGGUGUUCCAAAUUUCGAUUUAAACCGCUGGCUGAUAAAAUACAAACCCAGAGGAUUCUGGGAAUCUGCGAGAAGGAAAAUGUGAAAAUCUCAAAUGAGGCAGUGAAUUGCUUGGUUGAGGUUUCAGAAGGAGACUUGCGGAAAGCUAUCACAUUUUUACAGAGUGCAACAAGACUUACUGCUGGGCAAGAGAUAACACACCAAGUAGUUAUAGAAAUAGCUGGGGUAAUACCAAAAGAAACUAUUGAUGAGAUCCUAGUAACUUGCCAAAGUGGUUCAUUUGAAAAACUGGAAAAUGCGGUCAAGAGCAUGAUAAAUAAUGGUCAUGCAGCUAACCAGCUUAUAAAUCAGCUUCAUGAUUCAAUACUUGAACGCGAGGAUUUCACUGAUAAACAGAAGGCCAUCAUUGCAGAAAAACUUGCAGACGUUGACAAAUGUUUGGCAGAUGGAGCAGAUGAGUAUCUUCAAAUGCUUGGUCUGUUUGCAGUCGUUAUGCAACAACUGACUCAAAAUUGCUAAUUUUCUUUCUUAAAAUGUCAAUAUUUUGCAAUAGAACUUUUGUAUUAAUGAAUGUGUUUAUAAAAGUGUUUACAAAAAUAA